Brugia malayi is the source of this 198-nucleotide messenger RNA. RefSeq lists its product as uncharacterized. The transcript is spliced from 2 exons. The record is from RefSeq and is a predicted model, not a curated record. Bases 1 to 198 code for a protein of 65 amino acids. Lineage: Eukaryota; Metazoa; Nematoda; Chromadorea; Rhabditida; Onchocercidae.
AUGGAUCGAAGUUUACCAUCAAACAAAAUGAAUGGAUUGGAAUGUAUUGACAAUUUAUUUAAUGUGACAACGACAGUUUCUUCAUUUAUUCCUUUGCCACAGUUUGGUACGACAAAUAUCAACACGUUCUGCUUGUCAACAUUAAAAUUCCUUGCUAGUUAUCAAUUUCAACAAAACAUGAGUGAAAAUAUUUGUUAG